CACCGUCGCCUUAUUUGCAGUUCGCAGCGCAGUCGCCUUCCUCCGUUGCAGCGUCGUCGCCUUCCUCAGUCCGUUGCUGCCAUCAUCCUCCACACCUUCCUCCACGCUCUCUGAAUCUCUAGAAUGGAAUGCCUCAGCUCCGGGGUGGAGGAACUUCAAAGUUCAAAUUACUUGAUUUUUAUUAUCACCAUGUUUUGAUUUUAUGUUGAUUCUGUUGCCUUAAAAUCAAAUGCCCAGUAACAAUAGUAAAUAUCAUUGUUACAAAUCCAAACCUGUUAUUCUUCCCAGAACAUGCGUCUUCGCUACCCUCACACGUUGCUUGCCACCAUGUCCAUGACCACCCAUCCUUUCAUCCGUCCCACCGGCACCCAUCCAUUCUCACCUCAACUGCACCAUUUUAACCCCUGCAGAUCCAUUUUUACUGUCCUCUGUUCCAGACCACCCCUUUCCAAGAACCAUCCAUUGCCCUCACCACUCACAUCCAACGGCUAUUCUCGUUCUUCUCAUGCCACUGUCCCCAGGCCAGUUCAUUUGGAGAACCCGGACGAGAAUGAGAAAGAGAGGCGAUUCAAUUCGCUGAAAUACAAGUUGGAGGCUGUUGGGUUGGAUACUGGAAUUUGUGUACCCGGCCAGUACAAUCAUUUGCUUUGUCCAAUGUGUGAAGGUGGUGAAUCAGGAGAAAGAAGCUUAUCUCUGUUCAUUGCACACGAUGGGGGGUCUGCUGCAUGGGUGUGUUUUCGUGGAAAAUGUGGGUGGAGAGGUAGCACACAGGUUAGACAUCAUUUUCAAAUGCUACAUAUCUUGUUUGACACGGGUGGCUUUGUUAAUUGUUUCCUUGUUUGGUCUCUUGUAUUGCAGGCCUUCGCUGACAGCCAUUCACUCUCUACAGCAACGAGUCAAGUAGCCCAGAUUAAGAAAAAAAGAGAAAUUACAGAGGAGGAGUUGCAGCUAGAACCACUUUGUAGCGAGGUGCUUGCAUAUUUUUCAGAGCGCUUGAUUUCACAAGAGACUUUGGAGAGAAAUGCUGUCAAGCAGAGAAAAUAUGAUGAUCAGAUUGUUAUUGCAUUCACCUAUCGUCGAAAUGGAGCACUUGUUAGUUGUAAAUAUCGAGACAUCAACAAGAACUUUUGGCAGGAAGCGAACACAGAAAAAAUCUUAUACGGAUUGGAUGACAUAGAGGGACAAAAUGAUAUUAUCAUUGUUGAAGGUGAAAUGGACAAGCUAGCAAUGGAAGAAGCUGGCUUCCGCAAUUGUGUGAGUGUUCCUGAUGGUGCACCUCCAUCUGUCUCCUCAAAAGAUCUGCCCCCUCGUGAGAAGGAUACAAAGUAUCAGUAUCUAUGGAACUGCAAAGACCAAUUGAUGCAGGCAUCCCGAAUUAUACUUGCCACUGACGGGGAUCAACCUGGUCAAGCCUUGGCUGAGGAGCUUGCACGUCGCCUUGGAAAAGAAAGAUGCUGGCGGGUCAGAUGGCCAAAAAGAGGAAAGGGAGAUGAAAGUUUCAAAGAUGCAAAUGAGGUUCUCAUGUAUUUGGGUGCUGAUACACUGAGGGAAGCAGUUGAGAAUGCCGAAUUGUAUCCAAUACGUGGAUUGUUUAACUUCAGAGAUUACUUUGAUGAGAUUGAUGCAUAUUAUCAUCGAACCUUAGGAUAUGAAUUUGGCGUCUCAACUGGGUGGAAUAAUCUGAAUGAGUUCUACAAUGUUGUACCAGGAGAAUUGACUCUAGUAACUGGAGUUCCCAAUUCAGGGAAGAGUGAGUGGAUUGAUGCCCUUCUUUGCAAUAUUAAUGAAAUUGCUGGCUGGAAAUUUGCACUUUGUUCCAUGGAGAACAAGGUUAGGGAACAUGCUCGAAAACUUUUGGAGAAAUAUGUGAAAAAGCCUUUCUUUGAAGCGCGUUAUGGUGAACAUACUGAACGGAUGUGUUUGGAGGAAUACGAACACGGCAAGCUCUGGCUAAGUGAUACUUUCUUUCUCAUAAGGUGUGAAGAUGAUUCCCUUCCAAGUAUAAAGUGGGUUCUUGACCUUGCAAAAGCAGCUGUAUUAAGGCAUGGGGUGCGUGGACUUGUGAUUGAUCCUUAUAAUGAGCUUGAUCAUCAACGACCUUCGAACCAGACUGAAACUGAAUAUGUAAGUCAGAUGCUUACCUUAAUCAAACGUUUUGCCCAAUUUCAUGGAUGCCAUGUUUGGUUUGUUGCACAUCCCAGGCAGCUUCAUAAUUGGACUGGUGGUCCUCCUAAUCUGUAUGAUAUAAGUGGAAGUGCACACUUCAUAAAUAAGUGUGACAAUGGAAUUGUUAUCCAUCGUAAUCGGGAUCCAGAGGCUGGGCCAAUUGAUCAAGUUCAGGUGUGUGUUCGAAAGGUACGGAAUAAGGUCGCUGGGACAGUAGGUGAUGCCUUACUGUUGUAUAAUAGGGUAACUGGCGAGUUCACGCCAGUUGAUAAAAAGAGUAAGAAGUGAAACAAGUACGUCUUGAAAUGAUACCACCAAUGGGGACAUGGCUAUGGUGUGACAUCUUAUGCUUUGCAGAAUUUGAAUGUAUUAACAUGUAAUUUUGACCAGAUUAGGUUUUUGUAUCUUAGGAAUAUAUCUUAGAAAUUUAAUGUAGUUGUUAUGCUUAAUAGUUGUACAGUACAGAUAUAGAUGGUUGUUACCGUUGUAAUGACCAUUGGAUCCUGAUUGAAAGAAGGGUUGAAGGGUAGUGCGGUUAGAGAAGAUUGCAGUUCUCAAUCCUAUUAGAAUUUUACUCAGACUACUAACCGGUUCUGUUUUCGAAUGUUCUAAGACAAGUUCCCGGGAAUAAUUCCCUGGUUGAUAUUAUAUUCAUCUUGAGUAGUA
This is a messenger RNA of Arachis ipaensis, 2832 nucleotides long. Its product is annotated as toprim domain-containing protein. NCBI's taxonomy places the organism in Eukaryota, Viridiplantae, Streptophyta, Magnoliopsida, Fabales, Fabaceae. Gene Ontology annotation, molecular function: single-stranded DNA binding; ATP binding; 5'-3' DNA helicase activity. The record is from RefSeq and is a predicted model, not a curated record. Gene Ontology annotation, biological process: DNA replication.